UUGAAUAAAACUGCUAUAAUUAUGAGAUUGGACAAAUUUUUUCAGUUCGUAAUAACGAAGUGUAAGAUUAAUGAAUUUUCAUAGCUAAAACAUUAAAAAGCACAAAAUUGGCUAAAUUAUAAAAAGUAAGAAUGAAAACUUUGCACGUUCAUAUGCGCGCGCCUAUAACUAGGCAUCGAACAAGUUUAGGAUUGCAAGGUGGGGCUUGUGGGUUGUCUAGGAUUCAGGAGCAGAGUCACGACUGAAAAUGGCAGAUCCUUCGCUGGUUAUUGAGUUAGCAAGGCAGGCUUGGAAGAUAGUUGAGAAGGGUCUCGAGCAUGAAACCACAGCUCGAAGCUUCGGGACCAUGCAGGACGAACUGCUUCCAAUGCUCGCAGAUAUUCAAGAACUGGCCAGGAAGAUGGAUCUCCGACCUGAAGAAAUUCAGAGUCUUGAGAGGAUCAUGAUACUGAUGCGAGAGGCUCGUCUUAAAUACUCCAAAAUCGAAUGCCGGAAUUGCUGCCUCGCGCCUUGUUACAAAGAAGAACUUGACAGAGCAGACCAGUCCAUUAAAGAUUUCAUACAGGGCAAACUGGCGGUGCAGACGGCGAGAACUGUGAUGGAAAUCCGACACCACCAACUCAUGACUACGGAACACGUUAGGCGUCCAAAACCUUUAAAGGCUGAUCUUGAAUCAUUGCCAGACUUCACAGUAGGAUUGGAUGGUCCCCUGAUGAACAAAUUGAGGUCUGACCUCAUCAGGGACGGUCGUGAUCAGGUCUUUAACUUGACUGGUUUUGCCGGCACCGGGAAAACCACCAUGGCCAAACUGCUCUGUUGUGAUAUGCAAGUCCGAGGGUGGUUCGACGACAAUAUCCUGUUCGUGUCUGUAGGUUCAGAGAUUGAAAGCAGAGGAGAUGUAGCUAUGGAACUGCAAGAUAAGUUGAGCGAAAAUGGGAGCAAGGCGGUGCUGGUGGUGCUCGACAACGUUGAGCGUGUCUCGUCAGAGCUUGUUGAGCAGUGUAGGACUCAAAUAUCAUCAAAUCCUAAAUCCAAAAUUUUAGUUAUUUCAAGAGUUGCACUCACAGGUUUGGGCACUCGAGAGCUCAUGACGCCGCUCGAAGAAGAUGAUGCAAGGACUCUUUUUCGUGAAAUUGUUCAACCAAGUGGCACCACGUCAUACAACAUCCCUGACCAUGAAACCUUCCUUCAGGUAGUGAAAGGUUGCGGAGGUUUUCCGAUAGCGAUCAAGCUAAUUGGGAAUGAUCUGCGUGGGAAGCCUAUUGAGUUCUGGCAGAAGUUAUUGAGAGAAUGGUCACGGCAAGGUCAGUCUAUUCUUCAAACUCAUUCAGAUUUGCUUGCUCGUCUGCAACAUUCAUUGCAAGUCUCAGAAGAAUAUAAACCCAUCAGUGAAUUCUUCAUGGACCUUGGCCUGUUUCCUAAGAAUCACAUGAUCCCCGUUACUGCCUUGGUUGACAUAUGGGUAGAACUCUACAAACAAGACGAGGACGGCAUAGAUGCCAUGAUCCUCGUCCACCAUUUGACAGCAAUGAACUUGGCUGAUAUGGUAGUUGAGAGGAGAGCUGGAAGUGAUGCAGACAAUUACUACAACAACCAUUUCCUAACACAGCAUAAUAUUCUUAGAGAGCUGGCCGUCAAAUAUUCAAGCGACCAGGCGGAAACUUUCAAGAGGAAAAGACUAAUCAUUGAAAUAAACGGACCUAAUCGUCCCGAAGGCUGGCCGCAAUCGCCGCAAGGUGUCCAUGCAUGCUUAUCAUUGUUGAAGGCAUCAAGGCGGCAAAGGGUAGCUGCUCGUCUGUUAUCCAUAUCAACUGAUCAAAAGGUCACUCCAGAUUGGUGUAACAUUCAAGCAGCUGAAGCUGAGGUUCUGGUUCUGAAUCUGCAAACUCAAGAGUACAAACUACCGAAAUUCAUGAAGAAAAUGAAAAACUUGAAAGUUCUUGUGCUCACACAUUACGGUCUCUACACCUCUGAGUUGAAAAAUUUGAAACUUCUCAGUUCUUUGUCGAGCUUAAAAAGAAUAAGACUUGAGAAGUUUUCGCUUGUUUCCCUCUACCGACUGAGGAACCUGCGAAAGUUGUCGUUUUACAAGUGUGGGGUGAUGCAGGCUUUCAAAAACUCUUGGAUUAACAUUUCAAAAAAAUUGCCAAAUUUGGUGUACCUGGACAUUGAGCAUUGCAAGGACAUGAUGGAGCUACCUCCAGCGUUGAGUAAUAUCGGCACACUGAAGAAGCUCAGUAUCAGUAAUUGCUCGACGUUCAGUGCAUUACCCAAAGAGAUUGAAAAGCUUCAGAACUUGGAAUUGCUAAGGGUUAGUAAGUGUGGUCUGUUUGAAGAAAUGCCAGAGUCCAUGACGAUGCUUCAGAAUCUAAGAUUUCUGGACGUGUCGUAUUGCGCGAGUCUGAGACAAGUUCCGAAGGAGUUUGCCAAGUUGAGCAACCUAAACAAGUUGUACAUGAUGGGGACCUCCAUACGAGAGCUUCCGGAUUCAAUCAUGAACAUGAAGCAUUUAAAUGUUGUCCUGUGCGAUGAAUUCGUGUUCGAUUUCUGGGAAGCUAUCAAACAUGUUUGUCCCAAACUCGAGAUACGCAAGGUCGCCACAUUUCCCUAAUUAACCCCGUGCAUCUCGUCUCUCGUCUACUUUUUCUUUGAAUCCUUCGGGUUUCUUUAACUGUUGAUGUCAUAGAUUAUUCUACGCAAUAAUACAAUGUCACCAUUGAAUAUGUUUUAAUAAUUAUUUAAAUUUUCCUACUA
Molecule: messenger RNA, 2754 nt
Organism: Prosopis cineraria
Lineage: Eukaryota; Viridiplantae; Streptophyta; Magnoliopsida; Fabales; Fabaceae
Product: probable disease resistance protein At5g66890
Exons: 5
Coding region: 248-2611 (787 amino acids)
Biological process (GO): defense response to fungus
Molecular function (GO): ADP binding
Source: RefSeq, a predicted model, not a curated record